AUGACUUUCCAUCUAUCAUCUUUAUUUUCAUCCGGCGGCAGUUCCAACCCACAGGCCUGUGCCUCUUUUUCAAUCCGCCCAGCACCCUGGGAUGGAACAAAGAUUCUAGUCCAUCAAACGGGCUAUCCCAUCGAUUCCCCCCCGAUGUACUCCAUCACGAUAUCUUCGUCAGGCAAGAGUAACGUGGUAGUGUCUCGUGGGUGGGGUGGAGGUCCGUGGGACGUCGUUGGCGAUGCUCGGCUCCCAACCUUUUCUUCCAAGAUCCAUCUUACUAUUCACGGCCAACCGACGGAGAUGCGCUUCAGCGAGAUGUCAGGCAAUUCCAGUUUUCCAACCCCCUCUAUGGGUAAACUGAAGUGGAAGCUUGAUUCGAUGUCGACAAAAAAGAUGGACUUGCUCGAUGAAUCUGGCAGAAAACUAGCCAAGGUUCAUUCCGGGAAGGCAUCCGGCGAGAAAAUACUGGAUAUUCUCAUUCCUCACGACAUAUUCUUCCUUGAAGUGGUGCUCCUAUCUGCUUGGGCCAACAAAGCUCAGAACAAGACUGCACUGGAGGCAUCAGGGGAGGUGAUAGGCGCUGUGCUAGGUGCUUAA
Penicillium salamii is the source of this 591-nucleotide messenger RNA. Lineage: Eukaryota; Fungi; Ascomycota; Eurotiomycetes; Eurotiales; Aspergillaceae. The record is from the annotation of a GenBank genome assembly.